Periophthalmus magnuspinnatus is the source of this 1138-nucleotide messenger RNA. RefSeq names its product ankyrin repeat and SOCS box containing 11 (gene asb11). The record is from RefSeq and is a predicted model, not a curated record. Gene Ontology annotation, biological process: protein ubiquitination; positive regulation of protein catabolic process; intracellular signal transduction. NCBI's taxonomy places the organism in Eukaryota, Metazoa, Chordata, Actinopteri, Gobiiformes, Gobiidae. The transcript is spliced from 7 exons. Gene Ontology annotation, molecular function: protein binding. Bases 30 to 908 code for a protein of 292 amino acids.
AUUGUGAAGGAGUUUGCAGUAUCUUCACCAUGGCUGUUGUUCAGACAGAGCAGUCCCUGUUCUCACAGCCCUGGUCUCUGCACAUCUACAGAGGGAUGGCAUGCAAUGCACUGAUGGCUGACUCUUGGGCAGACAGGACUCCCUUGCAUGAGGCUGCAUGUCAAGGCAGACUGCUUCAACUCAGGGACCUCAUUACUGAGGGUUUCCAUGUAGAUACUCUCACUAUGGACAGAGUCUCUCCUCUCCAUGAGGCAUGUCUGGGUGGACAUUAUGCUUGUGCCAAGUUUCUACUGGACAAAGGAGCAAAUGUAAACAUCAUUUCAACAGAUGGAGCCACCCCUCUUUUCAAUGCCUGCAGCAGUGGUAAUGCAGCAUGUGUCAGAUUAAUCCUUCAGUGUACGGCCUUCAUUCACCAAGCACACCAGCUGGCCUCACCCAUACAUGAAGCUGCUAAACAAGGUCAUAGUGAGUGUCUGGAGCUGUUACUUUCCUAUGGGGCUCAUAUUGAUUUGGAGCUGCCAGUGUUGGGGACUCCUUUGUAUUGUGCCUGUCUGACCCGGGCCACAGACUGCAUCAGGACUCUGUUGCUCUUGGGGGCUGAUGUGCGACUAGGCUGUGGGCAGGACAGUCCUUUACAUGCUGCAGUGCAAGGAGGAGAAGUGGACAUUGUUGACCUGCUUCUGGACUAUGGGGCUGAUGGGAGCUGGAGGAAUGCAGAUGGGAAGACUCCUCUUGACAUUGCAAAGCCCAACAGUUCAGUGAGAAGUAAACUGCUGACAAAAGGUCCCUGCUCCUUGUCACAGCUGUGCCGCUUAUCAGUGCGCCGCAGUCUGGGGAAAAGUCGACUACACGCAGCGUCCAGCCUCUUUCUACCUCGCAGCAUCAAGGCUUUUCUGCUUUAUCACUGACAUCUCUGAACAAUUGUCUUAUUCUACACAUUGAUGAGCUUUUAUUUUCCAAGGCAAACCUCCACCAAAGAUAUUCUUUGCUCACAUAGUUAUCUUCUACCAGCUGUGUUAUUCAACAAAACAACAGCUGAACUGAGUUGAGGUGACAGCUCAGGGCAAAGGAAAAGCAGCACUGAAAAACAAAUACAUUUGUGUGACAUUUGUUUACAAAUCUGGUGUUUUUUUUCUUG